UAUUUGCAGCUUGUAGCUCACGAGAGACGAUUGUCAACUUCUGCUUCUCGAACAAUGGCUGCGAUGAGUUUAGGAUUCAUUGUUAUGGUCACGCCAUGGACGAUUCAGGAAGUCGUUGCAGCUUGUACCGGAAGCAAACCACCACCAUUCCUCGACUUCCUCGCCACGUGGCUUGCGCUUUCCAACAGCUUUUGGAAUCCGUUCCUCUAUUGGCUGCUCAACAAUCACUUUCGUCGUAUUUCGAGAGAACUUCUCUACACUAAGAUACUUUGUAGGCCGAAACCUUUGGGACCGAAACAGCAUUGUUGCGCGACUAGCACAGGUGGUCUUGAUGUUUGUAACAUGGCAGGAGUCGAUUUAUCAGGUGUGUAAUAUUUACUUUAAAUUAUU
Molecule: messenger RNA, 390 nt
Organism: Apis florea (little honeybee)
Lineage: Eukaryota; Metazoa; Arthropoda; Insecta; Hymenoptera; Apidae
Product: trace amine-associated receptor 9
Biological process (GO): neuropeptide signaling pathway
Cellular component (GO): plasma membrane
Molecular function (GO): corazonin receptor activity
Source: RefSeq, a predicted model, not a curated record